CACUCCUUUACUCACGGGAAGGGCUCUCGCGUCCCGCAGAGAAUAUUCGAUCUACUUCCAAAGCUCUCAGGAGCUCAUCUCCAGGACGAAAGCUGUAUAAGCACCGGAACGAAGGAAGCGGCGCGUCGUACGGGGAGCUGCCGGCGGACAUCGUCAUGAGUUACAAGCCCAUCGCUCCUGCGCCGUCCGGCUCCAACCACACGCCGCCGGGCUCCUCGGUGCCCUCUCCUUCCCUCCCGUCGUCGUCCAAUUUCCGGCCGGCUUUCAGUGACUUCGGCCCGCCCUCCAUGGGCUUCGUGCAGCCCAUCAAGGUCACUCAAGGGUCAACCUACAGCGAACUUCUGUCAGUCAUUGAGGAAAUGAGUCGGGAGAUCAGACCCACGUACGCUGGAAGCAAAAGUGCUAUGGAGAGGCUAAAGAGAGGUAUCAUCCAUGCGCGUGCGCUGGUCCGAGAGUGUCUGGCAGAGACGGAACGAAGUGCCCGUACAUAACCUUUCCUCCCGACCCAUCAUCUGUUUGAAAACUUUUGUUUCUUUCUUAAUCCUUCCUGGUUGGCUUUUUGCAUUUGCAUUGUUUCCUUGUCAUUCCGCCAGGCCCUCCGCUUUAAAGUUCCAUUUUUUUCAGAUGGCAUGUGGGCAUUUGAAGUCGAGUCGUGCGUACAAAUGAAACAAUUUUAUACUGGUCAACACAGCCAGGAAGACCAAGUGAUGUCUCCUUUAAGUUAAAAACAAAACGUGGCCAAGUUUUUUUUUCCCCCCCCCCCUCCCCCUUUGUUCAUUUGAGCAUCUUGUAUAGAGCCCAUUUGCUUUUCUGCUCACCUGCAUCAGAUCUAUUUUCUAGUCAACAUUCAACAAGAACUAUGUACUGUACAUCAAGUCAAUUUGUUAUUGUGGCAAUUUUGUAAACCAAACUUUUGCAGUUCAGUAUGUAUAUCUUAAUUA
This is a messenger RNA of Phycodurus eques (leafy seadragon), 941 nucleotides long. It is a transcript of the gene cdk2ap2, whose product is annotated as cyclin dependent kinase 2 associated protein 2. Gene Ontology annotation, cellular component: cytoplasm; microtubule; nucleus. The transcript is spliced from 5 exons. Bases 156 to 491 code for a protein of 111 amino acids. Gene Ontology annotation, biological process: negative regulation of G1/S transition of mitotic cell cycle; regulation of microtubule cytoskeleton organization. Lineage: Eukaryota; Metazoa; Chordata; Actinopteri; Syngnathiformes; Syngnathidae. The record is from RefSeq and is a predicted model, not a curated record.